Molecule: messenger RNA, 5087 nt
Organism: Scatophagus argus
Lineage: Eukaryota; Metazoa; Chordata; Actinopteri; Scatophagidae
Gene: adnpb
Product: activity-dependent neuroprotector homeobox b
Exons: 4
Coding region: 772-3984 (1070 amino acids)
Biological process (GO): regulation of gene expression
Cellular component (GO): nucleus
Molecular function (GO): DNA binding
Source: RefSeq, a predicted model, not a curated record
GGGAGGAGACAGAUGUAGCCAAACCGCGCAUGCGCAUUUAUCGGAGCGACCCACUCCAGAAGGACGCCCGCUAUCGGCCUGAUCCUGCAACUACUUCGCCGGGUUGUUUACCCCACAUACUCAAAAACAGGAACCAAGGGCAAGCCGUGUUGAGAGGCAAUGUAGGUUUUUUAAAGAGACAUCUGCUUAAUUGGCCAAAUUGAUUGACACACCAAUUAAGAGUUUUAAUGAGUCGGACUCUCUCGAAUCCCACAAUGAGAUUAUUUAUGCUAAUCAAGUCGAUGUCACUUCCGCCCCUUUUAUUUGCGCCAUUUUGGAUAGGGUAGUUUCUAGGCUGGAUGUGUAUUGUCUGUCAGACAAGAGAAUGGUUAAAGCGUUAUCGGCUGCCAGGCACUCAUAGGCUCACUUUGGCAAUUUAUUUGAAAGAGUGGAUACGCCGGUAGUUAAUCCCAACAAUAGGACAUGUGCCUGCCUGCACCACUACCGAGAAUGGAGCAUUUAAUUGUCUAAUGAGUCUCGAAGGUUUUCUGUACCCGUUUGCCGACCAGAGGGGAGAGGAUAGCUCUAGUCGGCGAGGGAGAAUCGAGUUUGAAGGAUAGACGGACGGCCGGGUGACUGGUUCUCCCCCACGAAUCUAGUUAUCACCUGAAAGGAUAUUAACAAGCUGUCUGGAAGAAGUGAAAGUGUCUGCCGUUACAUCUCGCCUCAGACAUCCUGAGGUGACACAUUUCGCUCAGACGGGAGCACUGGAUGUGAAAGCAGGUGGACAGAAUGUUCCAGCUCCCUGUCAAUAACCUAGGUAGUCUGCGGAAAGCAAGGAAAAAUGUCAAGAAGGUCCUGGGAGACAUCGGCUUGGAGUUCUGUAGAGAUCACUUAGAGGAUUAUAAAGACUUUACUCCUCCAGAGGUGUAUAUAAAGCACACUACAUGGGAAGAUGUGUGCAUGUGGGAGCCAUCGCAUACCAAAGUUCAGGACUACAGAUCAAAGCCUUUCUGCUGCUCCGGGUGCCUCUUUUCAUCCAAGUACUUCUCUGCAUACAAGAGCCACUUCCGCAAUGUCCACAGCGAGGACUUUGAGAACAACAUUCUGCUCAACUGCCCCUACUGCACUUACAAUGGGAACAAAAAGACUCUGGAAACGCACAUCAAACUUUUCCACAUGCCUAACAACACUGUGCGGCAGGGCCCCGGUGGAAUGGUGGCGGGAGCUGGUGGGAUCAUGAUGAAAGACGGGGUGCUGAAGAGGACGGGGGACAGUGUGGAACAGGCAGUGUACUACUGCAAGAAGUGCACCUACAGGGACCCUUUGUAUAAUGUAGUGCGGAAGCACAUCUACAGGGAACAUUUCCAGCAAGUGGCCCAGCCCUACAUUGUGAAACCAGGAGAGAGGACAAGUACUCAGAAUGGUGGCACAGCAGGGAAUACAGAGAGUAAUAAUAACACAAACAAUGUUAAUAGUAACCAGAUUCACUGCAAGAAGUGUCUCUUUGUCCCAAGAACCUACGAGGCACUAGUUCAGCACGUCAUUGAGGACCAUGAGAGGAUAGGCUACCAGGUGACUGCCAUGAUUGGACACACCAGUGUGAUAGUCCCCCGUCCUAAACCCAUCAUCAUGAUGCCCCCUAAAACUCAAGGGGACAAGACCAUCAUUGGGAUGGGCCCUAAAGGUGCAGUAAUGGCCACUACAAGGACUCCUGGCUCACAGCAGCUUAGUCGAGUUGUCAUUGCACCAAAGACGGGAUUCAACUCAAGUCUACUAUCUGGGUUGAAGCAUGAUGCAAUAAGAUUAAAGGCUGGGGGCACCCAGCCGUUCUCCAUGGGCAGCCAGCAGGUGAGGGUUACUUUACCAGGGAAUGCCCAGGUUUCUGUUCCCCAGCAGUCACAUGCAGCAAAGCAGCUCAUUUCUGGUGGCAGCCUGAGGAGCCCAGUUGUGGUCAGCGCUUCGUCCUCCCUCAAAUCCAACCCCCUGGGCUCACGUGUCCAGGCAGCAGCUACUACUGUAGCCUCUGUCACGGCCAAGAAAAGUGGCUCCUCAGUGCUCGGCACAUCCUACACACAGAAGUGGAAAAUCUGCACCAUCUGCAAUGAGCUCUUCCCAGAGAAUGUGUACAGUUCUCAUUUUGAGAAAGAGCACAAGGCAGAGAAGGUGCCUGCUGUAGCCAACUACAUCAUGAAGAUCCACAACUUCACCAGCAAGUGUCUCUACUGCAACCGCUAUCUCCCCAGUGAUACAUUGUUAAACCACAUGUUGAUUCAUGGUCUGUCUUGCCCACACUGCCGUGCAACUUUCAAUGACGUUGAGAAGAUGGUGGCCCACAUGCGGCUGUCGCACCCAGACGAGAGUGUUGGCCCACGCACAGACUCCCCCUUGACCUUUGACCUCACGCUGCAGCAGGGCAACCCCAAAAAUGUCCAGUUGAUUGUCACUACCUACAACAUGAGAGACGCCCCAGAGGAGUCGGUGGCGUUUCACGCUCAGAACAACAGCACUGCUGUCUCAUCAGCCCUGUCUGCCUCCCUAAUAUCAGGCAAGAGGUUAAUGCCUCAGCUUCCACCCAAAACGCCUUCAGUGGCUGCUGAUGGUGCACCAACCAAGAGUGCCCCGCAGGCAUCUGUGCCCUACAAGAGGGAUGUGGGCAAGACGCUGUGUCCUCUUUGCUUCUCCAUCCUUAAGGGCCCAAUCUCAGACUCAUUGGCCCACCACCUGAGAGAGAGGCACCAGGUGAUUCAGACAGUGCACCCUGUAGAAAAGAAACUGACCUAUAAGUGUAUUCACUGUUUGGGUGUUUAUACUAGUAACAUGACGGCCUCCACCAUCACUCUACACUUGGUGCACUGUCGAGGUGUAGGGAAAUCCCAGAAUGGGCAGGACAGCCGGGCAGCUCAUUCCUCUCGGGUUGGCCAGGCCCAGAGCAGCGCUCUCAAACGGGCCGGUUUUGAUAACUCAGACACUAGUGCGCCAAAACGAAGAAGGCCGGGACCCCCUGGGGAAAGAGCCCACCCACACGAUAGCAAUGGUUCAUCUACAUUUGUGGAAAAUCCUGAUGAACCUGUAGUUCUGGCUCUUGACCCCAAAGGACACGAAAACGAGUCGUAUGAAGCCAGGAAGGCAUUUCUAACGCAGUAUUUCAAUCAAGCACCAUAUCCGACACAACGGGAGGUGGAGAAGCUGGCAGCCAGUCUGUGGUUGUGGAAGUCAGACAUCUCAAGUCACUUUGUCAACAGAAGGAGGCAAUGCAUACAGGAAUGCGAAACACAGAGUGCCAGUGUUUUGCUGGGUUUCAGUAUGCACGAGUUGAGCAAAGUGACUCACGAGCUGGCGUUCAUUCAGGGUGGCUCGUACGAGGGCAGACGCAGCAAGAGGCGGACGUCGAGGACACGUAUGGGGUUGUCGGAGCAGGCUCUCCGAAGACACAGGGAGCUUGUAGCUGCUAAUGGUGGUGUGGCCCUACCACGAAAGGGAAAGCCAACUGAAACUCUGAAAGGUACUAAAGCAAGAGCAUCUGCCCCCAAGUCCAGCAAAGACCAAACCAAGACAAUCAACAGCACCUUACCACAGAAAAUGCCUCUAGACCUUUCUGAGCCCAUUGCCAUUGACUCUGACAGUGAUGAGGAAGAGCUGCAGAAGGAUAACAGUGAAUGGGAGGAAGAGGUACAUCGCCAUGGCAACAAACAGCUGACUGAAGCUAAGGGGAGAAUAGAGCAGAGAACAGGGUCCAAGAUCAUUUCAGAUGUAGACAUGUCAGACGACGAUGACGAUGAGGACGACGACGACGAUGACGACGACGAUGAUGAUGAUGACAACGACGAUGAUGAUGAUGAAGAUGAAGGGGAACUUGUAGAGAAUGGCUUCAUGCCCACAGAGGGCUCGGGAAGACAGACUGCUAAAGGAAGAGACAGUCUACCCAUCAUUAUUCCUAAGUUUGUACCAUCAUCUGCUAGAAGCAGGAGUGAUGGGGCCCAGCUGGGCAAACAGCAGGUCUGACUGAUAAAAUCAAAAAGACUCACACAGUCAGAGAGACACUUUAGAUUUGAUCCAUGCCAACAAAUCUGCCUCGCCUGAGCUGAAGGACACUGCACAGUUACAGUGGGCAUCUGUGAAGGAGGGAGUGAUAAGGAGAGAACUCAAAACAAGCCAUCCAAUGACAUUUAAAGGCAAGGCUCAGUGAGCGACAAGGACUGAUGUAAAGAUUUGUAAAGAAAGUUUUAAUAUUUCUUCCCCAAGUGGAAGGGGAGAUGUAAAGACAACAGUGAAGUGACACCAAACAAAUAGAGAAAGUUUUUUGCCUUCUAUAUACUUUAUUACCUUGACAUAGGGAGUUAUUAAUGUUCAUUUAGCCACUGAACUUGUUAGUGUGGCUUAAAAUAUUGAGUUGUUGUGAGUGAAAGCUUUUAAGCUGACCAGAUAAUCCAUCACUUUUCAUGUAGUUAUACUGAGAUGGGUAGUGUAAAUUUGUACAGUCUUUUAGACAUGUUUGGACACAUGUUGCCGUGUACCGUUAAAUAUUUGCUAUUACCUGCGUGUAAGGUAGCCUCAUAUGUUCUACAUUGGUAUGCUUAACAAUAGGUGUCGCUUUGGUGGCUGGUAUUUUCUUGUAUGUUUAAGUUUAUUUUUUAACAAAAACCUAGUUUGUUUGUUUUUUUCUUUUUUCCAAAAUAAUAUAUCUAUAUAUAAAUGAAAUAACAGAAUUGAUUUGUUUUGGCUUUUUACUUGAUUAGAUUUUAUUUUUUUAAUUUUAUCCUCUUAUGGUUUCUGUUUCUGAAAGAAUAGUGGCGCCAACCUAUUCGAAUUCUCUUACAGUAUAAAGGAGCAUUUCAUCAACCUUUUGCAGCCUUAUGCUCAUUAGCCUUGACUCUACUGUAUUUUCUUUGUAUUUUCACAAUUUGAACUUGAUGUUUCUUUGCCCCACAAGACUGGACAGUAACCACCAUACUGACAUCCACAAAGGUGAAAGCUUUUUUUUUCUUUUUUAAAAAAAGAGGUUUGUGUUUAAUGUGUUCUUUGAAUUGUGCGUAUUUGUUUUAUGUUUCAUUUUUCACUUAAGCAUUUAUGAACAAUAAAGUGCUGUAAUUGUGCUUCUCACAGAA